CGGAUCCGAGAAGCAUAUGAAGACUUGGAUUAAUAAAGAAAACGGCCUAUGCAACUUUAACAAAGAGCAUUACAAUACCCGGUAAUUACUUUUAGACUUCGCGCAGUGUAUGUCUAGUGCUGACAGCGCCCUCUUUAGUGUUGAAUAGGGACAGCACGAUGCAAGCAGUGUUGCUGUAUGUAUUUGUGGCAGCAUCGGCGGUGGUAGGGUAUGGCGUUGCCCACCAGACAACGAGAGAAAGCGAUUAUGGAACUACCAUUGGUUGUAAAUAUUACAAUUCUUUCCUUAUGGACGCCGAGGUGCUCCACACCGAUGUAGAUACCGACGCAGCUUGUAAAGAAAUAUGUGCUAGCGACCCAAUGUGUGCUGCGGGAGACUUCAACAAGCACUUCAAUGAGUGCUUCACGCAUAAAUACGUCGCAGGAAAAAAGUUUAAGUUACAAACCGAAGAAUGCUGUGUUCACUUUAGAAAGGAUCUAUUUUGUACAAGUGCUGGUGUACUGAUGCCAACGACCACCACUCAAGGUCCCAGUCCUUCGGGUCCCCAAGGUCAGCCAGGCCCGCCGGGGCCAGACGGUCAGCCUGGCUCUAUAGGACCCAAUGGUCCCCCUGGCGACAAGGGUAUGGCGGGUCCCACUGGGCCACAGGGUACAGGAGGUCCUCCAGGGCUAGAUGGUUACGUUGGAGAUGAUGGAAGCCCGGGAACACCAGGUCCACCGGGACCCCCGGGUGACCCGGGGCUGCCUGGAAUCAUCGGUGCUGUUGGACCUCGUGGUGAUAUUGGAGAAAAGGGUCCUCCCGGUGAUGACGGAAUACCUGGUAUCAAUGGCGUCGAUGGUUUGCCGGGUGAAGCGGGUCCUCCUGGUGAAGUAGGUGAUCAAGGACCUGCUGGUCCUCCCGGUGAUAAAGGUCCUCGUGGAGAUGAAGGACCAAUUGGAUUAACUGGUCUACAAGGGCCAAUAGGCCCACAGGGGCCGCCUGGUGUACCAGGUUCUUCCCCACCCCCUGGCCCCGCUGGCGAGAAAGGUGCCCCGGGAGAUACAGGGCCUGUUGGACCCGUUGGCCCAGCUGGACCAUGGGGCUCUCCUGGCAUCGCAGGGAGUCCUGGCAAGAGAGGUCUCCCUGGUAGUCCAGGAAUGAAAGGUGUUAAAGGAGAUUCUGCCGACAACGUUGCCAUAGCAGCGGCUAUAGUCGGAACAGUUGAGACGGAUGAGCAAACGCUACAUUCAAAAUUAGAAAAGAGACUGACAACCCAAAAUAUUGGACUUGCAUCCUGUUUACUGGUUACCAUGGCAGCAAUGGCUAUAUUUACAACCUAUUACUGUAGACAGAAACGGAAACAGAGAUCGCAAGUGGACAGACUUCAGGAUUAUGUAGAGCAUGCGCUUAUGGCGCCUAUUACAUCACAAGUAGAUUGUAAACCACUGACCUCAUUUUGAUUCCGAAAAUACCAAUAUACCGAAGCCGAAGACGUUUAUAUCACGAAGAAGGCCGAAGAUGGCCGAAGAUGCUUCAAAGAACCAAUCAAAUUCCUUGA
This is a messenger RNA of Owenia fusiformis, 1537 nucleotides long. Lineage: Eukaryota; Metazoa; Annelida; Polychaeta; Sabellida; Oweniidae. The record is from the annotation of a GenBank genome assembly.